CAAUAUCACUUAUAGUCAACACUCAGUCAGUUUUCCCAAAAAGAAAAACCUCUCAUAAAACUACACAAAGACCACAUUGUUAAGUAUCUCUCUGACUCUCCCUUUCUCUUUCUCUGCACCUUGUUACUUCAUUCAUGGCUGUUUUGAAACUAUACUCUUCUUACAUUUUCUGCACCUUCAUUACCAUAUCCUUUACUACUGUUUCACUCACUCAAUCCUCGUCCUUAAAUCCUCCUCCUCCUCCUCCUCCUCCUUCUACAGAUGUUGAACUUCUACUUGGAAAGAUCAAAGCUUCACUACAAGGUAACACUGAAAAUCUUUUACUUUCCUCAUGGAACUCGUCUAUUCCUCUUUGCCAAUGGAGAGGUCUCAAAUGGGUAUUCUCCAAUGGGUCCCCUCUUUCUUGUAGUGAUCUUUCUGCACCAGAAUGGACUAAUCUUUCACUUUAUAAAGACCCAUCUUUGCACUUGUUAUCCCUCCAGCUCCCAUCUGCUAAUCUUACUGGUUCACUUCCUAGAGAGCUUGGUGAGUUCUCUAUGCUUCAAAGUUUGUAUCUUAACAUUAACUCAUUAAGUGGAACAAUCCCUCUCGAGCUUGGUUACAGUUCUUCACUUUCUGAUAUUGAUUUGAGUUUUAAUAUGCUUAAUGGGGUUCUAGCUCCAUCAGUUUGGAAUUUAUGUGAUAAAUUAGUUUCUCUUAAGUUUCAUUCUAAUUCACUCUCUGGCUCUCUUCCUGAAACUGCAUUGCCUGACUCUACUUGCAAGAAUUUGCAAUUUCUUGAUCUGGGUAGCAAUAAAUUUUCAGGGAAUUUCCCUGAAUUUUUUACUCACUUUGAAGGGCUUAAGGAGCUUGAUCUUUCUAAUAAUAUGUUUUCAGGUUCAAUUCCUCAGGGUUUAACUGUGUUAAAAAAUCUUGAAAAAUUGAAUCUUUCACAUAAUAAUUUUAGUGGGGUUUUGCCUGUUUUUGGUGAAUCAAAAUUUGGUGUAGAGGUUUUUGAAGGGAAUGAUCCUAGUCUUUGUGGGCUGCCUUUAAGAAGUUGUAAUGGAAGUUCAAGAUUGAGUUCAGGUGCAAUAGCUGGUAUUGUUAUUGGUCUAAUGACAGGAGUUGUAGUUUUGGCCUCAUUGUUAAUUGGGUAUAUGCAAAAUAAGAAGAGAAAAUGUAGGGAAGAUAGUGAAGAUGAAUUAGAGGAAGGAGACGAUGAAGAAAAUGGUGGUGCUGGUGGCGGUGAAGGAAAGCUAAUUUUGUUUCAAGGUGGUGAGCAUUUGACAUUAGAGGAUGUUUUGAAUGCAACAGGACAAGUAACGGAAAAGACUACUUAUGGGACAGUUUAUAAAGCAAAACUUGCUGAUGGAGGCACGAUUGCUUUGAGGUUGUUGAGGGAAGGUAGUUGCAAAGAUAGGAGCUCUUGCUUACCUGUGAUAAAGCAAUUAGGGAAGAUUCGGCAUGAAAAUUUGAUUCCUUUGAGAGCUUUCUACCAGGGGAAGAGGGGAGAGAAGCUACUCAUAUAUGACUAUCUUCCAAGCAGAAAUCUUUAUGAUCUCUUACAUGAAACAAAAGCAGGAAAACCAAUACUGAACUGGGCUAGGCGGCACAAGAUUGCAUUGGGCGUAGCCAGGGGAUUAGCAUACCUUCAUACCGGUCUUGAGACACCUAUUACACAUGGGAAUGUGAGAUCCAAAAAUGUGCUUGUGGAUGAAUUUUUUGUUACUAGGCUUACAGAAUUCGGGCUUGACAAGCUAAUGGUCCCUUCUGUGGCUGAUGAAAUAGUGGCACUUGCAAAAACUGAUGGGUAUAAGGCACCAGAGCUUCAACGGAUGAAGAAAUGCAAUUCUAGAACUGAUGUGUACGCAUUUGGAAUACUUUUGCUCGAGAUUUUGAUCGGUAAAAAACCGGGGAAAAACGGGAGGAAUGGUGAAUUUGUGGAUUUGCCUUCGAUGGUGAAAGUGGCAGUUUUGGAGGAAACAACAAUGGAGGUUUUUGAUGUGGAAAUUUUGAAAGGGAUAAGGAAUCCAAUGGAAGAAGGGCUAGUUCAGGCACUGAAACUCGCAAUGGGAUGCUGUGCUCCAGUCCCUUCAGUCAGGCCUACUAUGGAUGAAGUUGUGAAGCAAUUGGAAGAAAACAGACCAAGAAACAGGUCUGCUUUGUACAGUCCUACUGAAACAAGAAGCGAAAUUGGUACCCCUUUUUAAUUAAGCUAAGCUUUCUUUUUCAACCCAAAAAUUAGCUCCUCCUAUGUUUCAAAAUUUACUGGUGAUAGUAGUAGCUGUUGAUUGUAAUGUUACCUUCCUUGUAUUUCCAUAUGAGAAUUCAUUUCUUUAGCAUCUCUGUAAUUCAAAACAAUGCUUCCUUAUAAAAAAUAUUACUGCCUAA
Jatropha curcas is the source of this 2370-nucleotide messenger RNA. RefSeq names its product transmembrane kinase-like 1 (gene TMKL1). Lineage: Eukaryota; Viridiplantae; Streptophyta; Magnoliopsida; Malpighiales; Euphorbiaceae. The record is from RefSeq and is a predicted model, not a curated record. Gene Ontology annotation, biological process: protein phosphorylation. Gene Ontology annotation, molecular function: protein binding; protein kinase activity; ATP binding.